AUGGGCGUCGAGGUCGAGGCGUCAUUGGGCGUGGCGUCAUUGGGUGAGGCUCCGUCUAGAGAGGCGUCAUCUGGAAGGGCGCCAUAUCCUAAUGGCCAGUCUAAAGGCUAUGGUUUUGUACAAUUUGAUAAUGCAGAAUCUGCUCAAAGUGCCAUAGAUAAGUUGAAUGGCAUGCCGCUUAAUGAUAAACAAGUUUAUGUUGGACAUUUCCUUCGUAAGCAGGAAAGAGACAGUGUAAUGAGCAAGACAAAAUUCAAUAAUGUUUAUGUUAAAAUUUUGGCAGACUUUACUACAUAUGAAGAUUUGAUGAAAACUUUUGGAGAAUAUGGACCAAUUACUAGUGCAAUAGUGAUGAGGGAUGGAGAAGGAAAAUCGAAGUGUUUUGAUUUUGUGAACUUUGAGAAUGCAGAUGAUGUCGCUAAAGCUGUUGAGGCCUUAAAUGGGUACAAAUUUGAUGAUAAUUAG
Molecule: messenger RNA, 465 nt
Organism: Ilex paraguariensis (yerba mate)
Lineage: Eukaryota; Viridiplantae; Streptophyta; Magnoliopsida; Aquifoliales; Aquifoliaceae
Source: the annotation of a GenBank genome assembly